UCCGAAUGCUGCUGCACUUCACUAGGUUAUGUUUACAUGUUGAAUGAUAUGAUAGCGUGUUGUCUGCUCAAUUGAUACUGUUCUAUCCAGCAUCCAUGCAGUCGGGCCCAACAUGGAACACUACAUCGACACGCCGGCGCAAACUAACGAUGGCUCCUUCUACACAAAUGGAGAGCGACUCGACGAUAUGUCACCCGAAAAAUCCUUCCAAGUCCCUGGUCUCAACGGCGACCUUCACACAAAGAGUUACGGCAUGAACCUCAAGACUCCCCGAGCUGGAACGCGCGAAGUUCUACGGCCUCUUCCCAAUGGCAACCCCGGUCGGACGGAGUUUACACCAUUCUUCAAGAGUGCGAGCAAGACCAACAUUGCGCGCCGGCUGUCUAGCAGGAAGAGUAGAGUGUCUGGGACGCCGUCAUAUCUCAAGGGUGGCCAGACGCCUGGUCUACCACGACUGAGCGACCUUUCGCGUCUGGAUGGCGAAAACACAUCGAGCUCGGCCGGCAAUGCUGUUGACGAUACACCUCUGCCACAGCACGCUACCAGCAGCGUCAGAAGCACUCCUCUCGCGCAACUACCUGGACGCGAUGGUGGACUUGUUAAUGACGGGAAUAUGAUGACACUGCGAGAGCAAGAGAGCAUAAUCGACAAGAUCGAGAAAGAGAACUUCGGCUUGAAGAUGAAGAUACACUUUCUGGAAGAGGCGUUGUCAAAGAGAGGGAAUGAGUUCAACCAUGCAGCAUUGAAAGAGAACACUGACUUGAAGGUCAACCGUGUGACAAUGCAACGCGAACUUCACAAAUUCAAGAAGAACAUUGCGCAGGCUGAGAAAGAGGCGGAGAUCUACAGGUCGCAGCUCGAAGAAUUCAAAGAGCGCAUUAGGCGAAAGCAAAUGGACGAGAGCCUGCGGAUAGAGAUGGAGAGUCUUCGAUCAGAAUUAAAGAGCAAAAAUCAGCAGAUUUUCGACUUGCAAACCCAGCAAGACCGUGCAGUCACCGAAGAGCAGUCUGAAGUCGACAAACUUCGAAGUGAACUUGAAGACUUGCAGGCCGAUCUACGUGAGAAAGAGCGCGCACUUGACGAACGAGACGACCAGAUUGACGAGCUCAAAAUGAAGGCCAGCAAAGAAUCCAACAGUGCUGCUGAAGUUGAAGAUGAGCUGGACUCGGCAAGGCAGGAAGUGGAAGACCUAAAACACGACCUCGAACGGGCCAAAGCUGAUGCACAGGAGGCCAAAGAAGAGAAGGAAGAAGCUCUGGACGAGAAGCGGAGGGCUGAAGAGGACCUGGAUGAGCUUCGCGAUGAAAUGGCCAACAAGUCAUUCACGACCAAGGGCCUCAGUCGACAAAUGGAAGAGAAGGCCAACAAACUCGGAGAUGACUUCGAGGACCUCCAGGAACGAUAUGACGCGCUUCAAAGCCAGCUGAACGAGAAAUUAGAGUCUGAGAGGCAGCUUCGCGACAGAGUCCGAGAAAUGGAAAAGGAAGGAGCAUCUGAUGUUCGCCAGUCACAACAAGAGCUCCAAACGUCGCAACAACAGCGUGAGACUCUGGAGCGAAAGUUGACCAACAUGGCCAAACAGUUGGAAGCAGCCGAGAAAGAACUCCAGAUCAAGGUCGAAGAAAAGGAUUUGCUCCAGACGCGUCAUGAUGCUUUGACCAAGGAGUCUGCGGAGUUACAAAAAGACCUCAGCAGGUCUCAAAAAUCAGUUCACGAGCUUGAAUCUGCGAUAGACGAGGAGCGUCGGAUUUCUGCUCAGAACGAGAAUAAUUUGCGAACCCAGCAUAAGAAUGAGCUGGAUCUCUUGAAUGAACAGAUUGAUGGGCUGCAUCGUGAAGUCAACGCAAAAGAGAACGAUCACGCUGCUGAUCUGGAAGAAUGGGAGUCACAGCGACGAGCGCUCGAAGCAGUCUCCCAGAAGGCAGAAGAGAAAGCCAAAGGGCUACAGCGUACAGUGGACAAACUUCAGGAUGCUCAAGGCACGCUCUCCGGACGCGAAAUGAAGGUGCAAGAAGCGAUGGAAAGUGAGAAGCACCGCCAUCAGCAGGAAGAGAAAGUCUUGUCGAGACAAAUCGAAGAACUUCAACAAGAUCUGCUCGCCAAGCGAAUUGCCACAGACGACGUCCGAAUGGAACUCAACAAUGCUAGAGAGGAGCUUCGUAUCUCGAUCCGCGACCAAGCAGCACUGAAGGAGAAGGUAGCUGAGCUCGAAGAGGAGAUUGAAGUACUUCAAGCAGACAUCGAGCAAGAACAUGAAUUUGCCGAGAGUCGACAGCAGAAAUACUCAGCCAAUGCAGAUGCUCAGGUCCUCAAAUUACGCCAGGAAAAGCAAACUUUGCAGGAACAGCUGACCAAUGUCAAACUCGAGUUGCAGAACACAAAGUCAUCACUAAAAGUUGCCGAACAGGAUCGCAACAAAUUGGAGGCCAAGCUCCUCGACGCGCAGAAGUCGAACGAUGAUACUUUCAAUGUCGACCAGGAGAAGCGCGAGCUUAAGCGAUUGAAGGUCAAGCUUGAGAAGGAUGUAGCACGUCUGACGACAGAGCGCGACAAUCUGUCUGAAACGAAUAAUUCACUCGAAGAGGAGAUCAACGUGGAGUUCGAAAGAGCCAGCAAAGAAGAAAAUCGUCUCAAUGCGGAAAUUGACACUCUUCGAGGUCAAAAAGCCACCAUGGGAGAGAGCAAAGACCGAGAGUUGGCUUCUGCGAAGAACAAGCUCGCUCGACUGGAAUCCAAGAUCAAAGACCUCGAAGGCAUGUUGAACGAUCGAUCAAGGGUUGUCGGAUCCCCCGUAGGCGACCUAUCCGGCCUCACGCGCGAUCUCAAUGCAGCACGACAGAAUGAAACGACUAUUGCCAAGCGAGAGGUGGAGUUGAAAUCGGCCAACCGCGAUCUAAAGAUGAAGAUCAACGAUCUCGAACGAGAACUGCAUGAAGUGAAACUUGCACAAUACAAGGCCAAGUCUCCGUCGGUGUCGCCUCCUCCGUCGCAUUCGAAGGAGCUGGCCAAAUCCCGCCAGGAUCUUAUCGAUGCGCAAGCCGAAAACAAGCUCCUGAGCGCCGAAAACCGCGACUUGAAGCGUGCAGGCCGCAAAGCAUCUGUGAUCGAAGAUGAACUUGCAGCCCUACGAUCAACGAUCGAGGCUCGUGCAGCAGAGCUUGAGUCUCUGAGUGCUAAACUUGCAGAGCGAAACGACCUGGUAGAAGAUCUGCGAGAACAACUUGACCAUGUUCGCAAGUACCAAGAAACAGAAGACAUGUCACUGGACGUUCGUAAAAGUGACAAGCAAAUCAGCGACCUGAAAGCGCAGAUUCAACGCUUGCGCAAGGAGCAAGAGGAAGUCAAUGAUGUGUCGAUGCGUCUCUCCGUACGUGACGGUGAGGCGCGCCAAAUGAAAUCCCAGCUUCGACGCCUACGCGAAGAGCGCAGCCUGGCCAACAAGCAGGCCGAGGAGGUAGAGAACCAGCUGGAGGUGCUGCAGAGCAAGUACGAAAACAUGCUUGAAAAGUUGAGCUCGGGUAAAUCCAGCAAAGACGAGAUCCGACAGAAGGAGAUGAGAGGCUUGAUCAAAGAGAUCACGUGGCUGAAGGCCAGAUGCAAGCGGGAAGAGCGUCUUCGCAAAGACCUCGCUUGGAGUAAGGGACUGCUUGCACAGAAUGAGGCGAUGAGGGUGCAAUGUAACCAGAUUGACCUCCGCAUCCUGGGCGAGAUGGGUGUUAUGCUGGAUAGGAGCAAGUACAACACCAAGUUGAGGCCUGUACAGAAGUUCCGCGCGGGCGUUUUCGCCGUCAUUGCCGCCAUCCGAAUGAGUAAUAUGGAAGAGCAGUGGAGAGAUGCCAGGCUUAUUGGAGAGGAGUUGAAGCAAGCUCGGGCUAAGGCUAAUCAGGGCCGGUCGAGGGUUAGAGUCCUGGAAGUGUAAGCGAUUGAGGUACUGGUAUGCAUUUUUAGGCAGAGGACUGCGUUUGAGCAUGGUGUUGCAUUGCGAGGUGUUGGUGGUGUUGGCUUGUCGCGGCUUUGGAGGCGCAUAGCGACUUCAGUCUGGACAAUUUUACGAUGUUAUGAAUGUCAACAACGCACCGUCGACGGCGCCAUGAGGUGCUUCGACCUUCUUAUUCUUGUAUCUCUUUCUGACCUCUUUUCACAUUGACCCAACAUAAUGAGCACUGAGCAGACAUGGCAAAGGAUUGCAAGUCGAGGAUCGUAGGUUAAAGGUGAUUAGAUUGUACGUCAAGGUAUAAUUAAUAUACCUGAAAUCAUGACUAAA
Molecule: messenger RNA, 4264 nt
Organism: Exophiala viscosa
Lineage: Eukaryota; Fungi; Ascomycota; Eurotiomycetes; Chaetothyriales; Herpotrichiellaceae
Exons: 2
Coding region: 113-3919 (1268 amino acids)
Cellular component (GO): microtubule organizing center
Source: RefSeq, a predicted model, not a curated record